CGGUAUGGUGUCGUCAAGUAAGCUGCUGUUCGAUCGUGUUGCGGCCGGCCGGACCUGCCGCGACCUUUGGCAUCCACAGUUCGCCAGCUGCCUCCGGUACAAUGUGCACUUCUGGCGCACUAUACUACCCGGCAGCUUCAAGCUCUACAUACCUCUGCUGGUGCUACCGCCGUUGGUGAAGCUAAACGAUGUUACGGUACGGUAUCUGGUGGAGCACACGCUACAGUACGUGUACAUAUCUCUCUGCACCUACGUACAGGCGGCUCUAUCACUUUCGGCCCAAUGUGCACUUCACAAUGUAGUGGGCCGUCUCAACUACUGGUGUGUCAUGUUCUGGCCCUGCUUACUAGGCGUCGCGAUUGGACCACCGCUUCCCAAGCAACUACUCCGCCUGCAAGCAAUCACCUUCUUCAACAUGAGCCUGGAAGCUGCGAUGCGCAAAAGUCCUUUACCAGCCAUCCAGUAUGCUCGUCGCUCCAAGCUGCUCGGCACACUCACCUUCAUGGUGUUCAGCUCCAUCAUACUAACCUGUCUGCGUAGUGGCGUGGUGAAACAGUUCUGGCUGGUAAAUCCACUUCCGGACGCGCCCCGUACCAAACCGAACGGAAGUGUCUGCAGUCAUGCUGGUCGAUGCUGGCAGUAUCUAGCGGAUGGGAUGCUUAAGUACGGCAUGGUCGGUGUCAUCCUUGAGGCAGGUCGUGCCGUACUACGCAAAUGGAACCUGCUCGCAAAGAAUCCGCUAGCGCUAUUUGGGUCCGAGUUCCGGGCGGCCUGGAAUCUUAAGCUGGGGCUGUUUCUUGCGUGCUAUGUCGGUAUCUUUCGGGCAGGAUGUUGCCUAUUGGGACGGUUCUAUUCGCGCGAAGAGGUGAUCCAUGCGGCGCUUGCUGGAUUUCUAGCCGGUGUACCGUACUAUCUGUAUCCUACCUACCAGAUCUAUACCCUUGGGCUAACGAAAGCGAUCGAGAUGGGUUGGGAGUAUUGUGGGCACAAGGCGUUGGAUGUUAGCAAACCACGUGCGAGCGUUACCACCAGGCUGCUGCAACAGUUGCACCGUUUGCCGAUGUUACGCCUGGUGCAGAUGUUUUCGUUCGGUUAUCUGGGGCACGUGUACGCGUUCUAUCCGCACGUAUCGCCCGUAUUCCACCAGAAAGCGAUGGAUGUAUGCUCCACCAACUUAACGCUCGAUAUGAAACGUCGCAUUGCCACGUGGUUGUCAGAGGUUAUGUGACAGCAGGGUUUUUGUUUUUGUAGAUCGUUUCGU
This is a messenger RNA of Anopheles stephensi (Asian malaria mosquito), 1261 nucleotides long. RefSeq names its product transmembrane protein 135-like. Lineage: Eukaryota; Metazoa; Arthropoda; Insecta; Diptera; Culicidae. Bases 5 to 1228 code for a protein of 407 amino acids. The record is from RefSeq and is a predicted model, not a curated record. The transcript is spliced from 4 exons.